CAGAACUGGUGCUCUGAGUCCUCAGUGAAAAGAAAUACAUUUCUUUCUUCUUCUGUAUGAACUAUCUUCUGUGCCAGACUUCCUUCUCUAAGAAAGAUCCUUCAGGGCACAGUACAAACUUGCUCAGUUUGCUCCUCUCUCCCCCUCCCCUCUCUGCUGUCUCUCUCUACCUUCUCUGCUGUGGAAUCUGAACUGAAAGCUAUUCCGUGCCUGCAUGCUGCUGCCUGGAAGUGAAGUCAAACCAAGCUAAAAUGGCAGCUGCUAUCUUAAACAAACAGAGGAAGAUUCUAGGGCUUUUUACUCAGAACCAAGCUAAGCUGUGAUGGACUGGAUAAGACAUCCUGAUACAACACUUGCCUACUUGCCAUGGCGUCAGAGAUGGAGAAGGCCGAUGCCCUCCUUCACACCUUCAGCACGGCCUCUGCGCUCUCCAGUUUGGCACUUGGAAUGUUCUGCUUCGUGGCUGAUAGAGUCCAGCAAGCAACGUUCAUCCAGCAAAACGAUUGGCUGAGAGCUCUUUCUGAUAGCGCCACACACUGCGUGAUAGGCAUGUGGUCAUGGGCCAUUGUCAUUGGCUUGAGGAAGAGAAGUGACUUCUGUGAAGUGGCCCUUGCUGGUUUCUUUGCCUCGGUUAUUGACCUGGAUCACUUUUUCCUUGCCGGCUCUGUCUCUUUAAAGGCUGCUACCAACCUUCAGCGCCGCCCCCCUCUCCACUGCUCCACUCUCAUUCCGGUGGUUGCCCUCACACUGAAGUUCCUCAUGCAGCUCCUAAGACUAAAGGACUCCUGGUGUUUCCUGCCUUGGAUGCUGUUUAUAUCAUGGACUUCCCACCACGUGCGAGACGGGAUACGUCAUGGACUGUGGAUCUGUCCGUUUGGAAAGACUGCUCCACUGCCAUACUGGCUCUACGUGGCAGUCACUGCCUCCCUUCCCAGCGUAUGCUCUCUAAUCAUGUAUCUCACUGGGACGAGACAACUCAUGACUACAAAGCACGGGAUACAUAUCGAUGUGUAACACUGUCGGAUGCCUUGAAUUCUCAUCAAUCUGAAUGUUUACAGAAGCAUUCUCUCACCUUUCAACCACCCAGUUCCACCACUUUUCCAUCUAGCAGGCACCACACAUUUAUCGUUACGAUAGCACUGGGUAUAAGUUGUUGAAGCCUUAAGUAGUGUUUUCCCAUUAGUUGUUCAUAUUCAGGGUUACUUGCUGGGGAAUAUCAAGCUUCCCGCUUAAUUUCUGACAUGACUUCUCUAAUAAUGUACUGAAAUAUUUAAUAGAAUCCCUUUAUGUCAGCUUUACGUCGGUUCAGUAUAAAAA
Molecule: messenger RNA, 1317 nt
Organism: Xenopus tropicalis (tropical clawed frog)
Lineage: Eukaryota; Metazoa; Chordata; Amphibia; Anura; Pipidae
Gene: tmem267
Product: transmembrane protein 267
Exons: 3
Coding region: 367-1014 (215 amino acids)
Cellular component (GO): membrane
Source: RefSeq, a predicted model, not a curated record